Aspergillus japonicus CBS 114.51 is the source of this 869-nucleotide messenger RNA. RefSeq lists its product as uncharacterized. The coding region runs from base 185 to 721 and encodes 178 amino acids. The record is from RefSeq and is a predicted model, not a curated record. NCBI's taxonomy places the organism in Eukaryota, Fungi, Ascomycota, Eurotiomycetes, Eurotiales, Aspergillaceae. The transcript has 2 exons.
CGUCAAGUUCGUGUUUAUUCCUUGUCCCAAAAGGGUAAUAGUGGUAACAUUCAGUUUAGUUCAGUUCGGUUCAGUCAAUUCCGGUUCCAAGUUUACCUUCAGCUUUGCCCAGUAACUAUACUUCCAGGCUUUAAUCACCACCAAUGCAAGGCUGCACUCUCCAUUAUUGCCUGAUAAUUGGCUGAUGCGACAAUCGCAUUCUCCUCUUUCCCCUCCAUCGUCUUGUUCGACUCUUCUUCCUAGUCCCUACACGUCUUGCUCCCCCCCCCUCCACCUCGAGGCGCGUCGCGUUCAGCUUCAAUUAAUGGUUUUAAACAUUAUCCAGUACAUCUACAGAAAUCUUAAGCAUGAUGAAGUCAGUCCCUCACGAUGGUUGCACAACCUGGAAACCACCGUAGCCCCCACUGAUCUUCUGUUCUCUUCAUCCCUUCAACGCGUUGCCCAUCACGACCCCCUUCCUUUGUCGUCUCGUCGCGUCUGCACCACCAUUUCUCCUCCUCCACUCCUUCGGCUGCUCCAUAGCGCUCGCUGGCUUGGCAACUCUGUCGCGUGUCCGUCAAUAGUGGACCACGUCGACAUCGACUCCAUCCCAUUGGCUCACCAGCUGCAUCCCUUGAAUGCGGCGCUAUUGCCGGCGGCUACCAGCCCAUCAUCCCAUCCUCAUCUUCCGCAGUAUACUCAUAGUUCCCACGGCCACAAUACAGUCCCUCUCCUCGCCUAGCACCUAGCACCACCAGUUUCAACCUCUCCCAAACUCUCAAUUGCAUUACCGCUGAAACACGGACAGCCCCCAAAUAAAGAUCCUUACUCGCUGCUCCUCGAGCAUCCCACCUAAUGUUCUAUAAUUAUCACCACUUGACAUUUCAUUU